UCCUUAUGGAUGCUAUUACUUGUAAAGUUAUGCUUAUCUAUUUUUUGCAAUUGAACUUGCUCAUUUCAUCUUAUAUAAAUAUAUAUAAAUUUCUAGCAUAACCGUUAUUGAGUUCUACCACUAUCAUUUUCCUUCACAAUCUAUAAUUCUCUCUUACUUUCUAUCUUCACUUCCUUUUCCCUCUUUUCUUUCUUUGUCUUGCAAGAUGAAGCACUCUCUACUCAUCUCAAGGAACGUUGUAGGUGUUAUUGGAAAUGUUAUUUCCGUCUUCCUCUUUGCCUCACCAACGCCAACAUUUAUACAAAUAUACAAGAAAAAAUCGGUGGAGCAAUAUAAGCCAGACCCAUACUUAGCCACAACAAUGAAUUGCAUGUUAUGGGUGUUUUAUGGAAUGCCAUUUGUCCAUCCAAAAAGCCUUCUUGUUGUUACAACUAAUGGCAUUGGCCUUGCUCUUGAGAUCAUCUUCCUUCUUGUUUUCUUCAUCUAUGCAGAUAAGCAUAAUCGGUUGAAGGUUCUCAGAUGGAUUGCAGUGGAAUUAACUCUAAUGGCAGCUGUGAUUAUAAUCACAAUGUUAUGUUUCCAUACAACACAAAAGAGGACUUUCUUCGUGGGGAUUCUUUGUGUGAUAUUUUGUUUGGGAAUGUAUGUUUCACCCCUCACAAUUAUGGGCAAAGUGUUUAAGACGAAAAGCGUGGAAUACAUGCCGUUUUGGCUUUCAGUUGGCAAUUUUGCAAAUGGUGUUAUAUGGACAAUUUAUGCGUUUCUUCCACUUGAUCAAUGGAUCCUUAUCCCAAACGGUCUUGGAGCAAUAUCGGGUGCUGCUCAACUAAUUCUGUAUGCAUGUUAUUACAAAACUACUAAACAAGCAAAUGAUGACAAGAAGCCAAAUCAAGUCAUUCAAAUGUCUUCCCAUGACAAUUUAUCAGCUUGAAUUCAUACAUGUUUCAUUCCUUGUACCAUAUUUAGUCAUUGUCCAGGCCAGGCCAACAGAUACAUAGAAACAUUUGAAUCCACUUUGAUACUGUUACAUGUGUAAGUGUGAGUUUUCACUGAGCUACUUAUUAAUAAACUACAAGCUAGCUUCAUAUGGAAUAAUAAAUUCCCUAGACAUUCAUGUUUUA
Chenopodium quinoa (quinoa) is the source of this 1121-nucleotide messenger RNA. RefSeq names its product bidirectional sugar transporter SWEET4. The record is from RefSeq and is a predicted model, not a curated record. The transcript has 6 exons. NCBI's taxonomy places the organism in Eukaryota, Viridiplantae, Streptophyta, Magnoliopsida, Caryophyllales, Amaranthaceae. Bases 206 to 931 code for a protein of 241 amino acids. Gene Ontology annotation, cellular component: membrane. Gene Ontology annotation, molecular function: sugar transmembrane transporter activity. Gene Ontology annotation, biological process: carbohydrate transport.